AUGGUGUGUCCGUCAUGUCAGUUUUGGCCUCAGUUUUGCUUCUGCUUGAUUUGCAUGUGCGGUUGUUUUGCUGAAGUGCGGUACUCAGUUCCUGAGGAGAUGCGGAAAGGCUCUGUCAUCGGAAAUGUUGCAAGAGAUUUGGGAAUAGAUAUGUCCGAGCUCAUGAGACGCAACGCUCGAGUUGUUGCCGAAGAAAGCCGACAGUUUUGUGAGCUGAGAGCUGAAACGGGUUUGCUUUUAGCGAGCGAAAGAAUGGAUCGUGAGGAGCUUUGCGCACAGUCCGUUCACUGCAAACUACAAUUCCAGCUGCUUUUGGAGAACCCUCUCAAAGUGUACAGCCUCCUAUUGGAUGUCCAGGACAUCAACGAUAACAGCCCGGCGUUUGACAACGGUCAGAUUGAACUGGAGCUACUGGAAUCAACAGUCCUAGGGAGACGUUUCCCACUCGAAAGCGCUCGCGAUCCUGACAUCGGAGCUAAUUCUGUCCAUCAUUAUCAACUUAGCGAGAAUGAAUAUUUCGCUUUGGAGAUGAACACUCAGAUGGACAAUAAUGCGUAUCCUGAACUGGUCCUCAAAAAGCCUUUGGACCGAGAAAGCAAAGCUGAUCACUUUCUGACGUUGAGUGGAGUUGAUGGCGGCCGACCUUCCCGUUCUGGAACGGCGUCGAUUCACAUUCACGUUUUAGACGCCAAUGAUAACAUCCCAGUGUUUAGUCAGAGCGUUUACAAAGUCAGCAUAGAGGAAAAUUCAUCUAAAGGUUCUGUCCUGGUCAAAUUAAACGCCACAGAUUUAGACAGCGGGAUUUACGGGGUGGUUAGUUAUUCUUUCAGUCACGUUCCUGAUAAGACCAGAGGGAUUUUGGAGGUCGACCCUGUGACGGGGGAGGUCAGGAUCAAGGGUGCUUUGGAUUAUGAAGAGGCCAGUUCUCAUGAGCUGGAUGUGCAAGCUAAAGAUGGUGGCGGACAGUCAUCUCAUUGCAAAUUAAUCAUAGAUGUGAUAGAUGUAAACGACAACGCGCCUGUUAUUGCAGUUAAAUCAGCUUCAUCUUCAGUGCCGGAAGAUGCUGCACCAGGAACUAUGGUAGCUUUGCUACACGUUUAUGAUCUGGAUAUUGGUGGUCGCGUCAUAUGCAAACUAUCUGAUGAUGUGCCAUUCAAACUAGUAUCAGAAGUUAAGAAUUACUUCAUGCUUGUAAUUGAUGGCAGGUUAGACAGAGAAAAGUGUACUCACUAUAACAUAACCGUGACCGCAGUGGAUGCAGGAACACCGCCUUUAUUCAGCAGUAAAACUGUAGCCAUAACAGUCACAGACAUAAAUGAUAAUCCUCCUAUUUUUAGACAUGCAAACUAUAGCGUCCAGUUUGCUGAGAAUCAGCCUCAGGGAACCCCAGUGAUCAAAAUCAAAGCUGACGACGCGGACGAAGGGCAGAACGCUCGAAUAUUAUAUUCUCUCUCAGAAGACUCUGCUUUAUAUCUGUCUAUUAACACAGAAACUGGUGAGAUAUUUACUAUACGUCCUUUUGAUUACGAAGUAUCCACUCACUUCUACGCUCAGGCCAUGGCACGGGACGGAGGAAGGCCUUCAUUUACAAGCACAUGCACAAUCCGGAUUUACAUCACAGAUAUGAACGACAAUCCUCCGGUUGUGCUGUACCCAGUUCAGUUUGACGGGUAUGUUGCUGAUGAUAUUGUCCCCCGAGCUGCUCCUGCUGGUUAUCUGGUCACUAAAGUGGUUGCUGUUGAUGCAGACGCUGGACACAAUGCAUGGCUGUCCUAUCGGAUUGUAAAAGCCACGCAACCUAAUUUGUUCUCAAUCGGACUGCAUUGUGGAGAAAUUAGGACGCUGAGACCAUUUGCUGAAGAUGAUGAAAUCAAACAUGCUGUAUUAGUUUCUGUAAACGAUAACGGGCCUGAAUCUUUGUCUGCUACUGCAACGAUCAAUAUCAUGACUGAAAAUGAUUUGCCCGUCAUCGAUGAGCUUUUUGCACGUGGCAUUGAGGAGUCACACACACGCAAUGAUCUUAUUUUAUAUUUAAUAUUGGCUUUGGCUGGGGUGUCAAGUCUUUUCCUUGUGCUCAUCAUUUCGGUGAUCUAUAUGAAACUAUGUAAACACAGAUACAUGUACCGCUCCACUGCGAACUUACCCAUUUUUCCUCCUACCUGCGGUCCUCCUGGAUAUUCAGAUGUAAGCCGAUUCAAUACCCUGCAGAAGGAUGAUCGAUUUAACUCGUUUUUAACCACAGGAUCAUGGAGGGGAGACUUUAGAUUUGGAUCUGACUUCAUUGAUUUUGACAUGCAGAAUAAGAUUGGGACGUCAGUGCAUGUGGACGGCCGCAGUGCCACACGUGCCAAGCUCUUAGUGCCACAUAAAUUCUAA
Danio aesculapii is the source of this 2376-nucleotide messenger RNA. Its product is annotated as protocadherin beta-15. The transcript has a single exon. The record is from RefSeq and is a predicted model, not a curated record. Gene Ontology annotation, cellular component: plasma membrane. NCBI's taxonomy places the organism in Eukaryota, Metazoa, Chordata, Actinopteri, Cypriniformes, Danionidae. Gene Ontology annotation, molecular function: calcium ion binding. Bases 1 to 2376 code for a protein of 791 amino acids. Gene Ontology annotation, biological process: homophilic cell-cell adhesion.